GCGCCCCGCCCUUUGACUCACCUCGCAUAGAUGUAUGUUUUGUGUUACUGGUUUGUUUAUGACGCGGCUCACUGGCUCCGUUAGCUUGACAGCUGUCCAAGAGUUUUCUGAUUUAAACCCGCGUUUUUAUGCUUUCUGUAAUCCCGUGUACUGUAUUGUAAACAGGAACCGUAGAGAACAGGAUAGAAAGCUAGUUAGCAGUAGGCGUUGGUCAGUCGUGCAACUAGAAUACAUUUCUUAGCCUAGCAUUAUGCUAACGUACCGUAACGUUAUGACUUGACGUUGGACACAAAGUGGCGGUUUGACGAAGCCAGGGUUAGGCCUCUUUGAAUUUGAACUAUUAUUCAGAGAUAGUAGUAAUUCGAGAGGGGGGCGCAUGAGUUUAAUAAUUCAAACCACAGGUUAGGCUUAUAGACAGCUGCCUGGAGACUAACUUUGCAUAGCUAGCGAGCAAAAUUCAUGUUAGCAUGGCGUCAGAUACGAGUGACACCGAGGAAUUCUAUGAUGCUGCCGAAGACGUUAAUUUCACUCCAUCUCCUAAAGUGUCACCUGCAAAGUUUGUCAUUCCUUCCCCUAAGCUUUCACAGAGGACAGUAAAUGCUGCAGAAGAUGUUAGCAGUGCAGUUGCAGCAUCUGAGACUCAGCAAGACGAUUCCCUACAGAUCAUUGAUAGCAUCAUUGAAGAGAGUCAAAAGGGAAGUGCUGAGGAUGUUGGUGAGGUGGCUCAGCUGCUAGAUCAGCUACAUGUUGAUGUCAGAGCAGAACCAGAGCCAAAGGAAGACAAUGUUGCUCAGGAAGUUCCUGUGGAGAUCCCUGCAGCAGCAGCAGCAGCUGUCGCACCUCAGCCUGUUGAGAGGCUGGAAGAACAACAGGAAAGUGCAGCAACAAACGGAGCAUGCUCUAUACCUGCCCCGGAGCCCACAGAUUUUCCAGGACCAUCAGCUGUUUUACAAGAAGGAGUUCAGCCCCCAGAUAUCACCAGCACUGUGGGACAGAGUCAGCCAGGUGGUUCUGCUGUGGCUGCGGAUGGAGGGCAGGAGCAGAGACCGGCAGAUAUCUUGGACCAAGUUCCACUGGCAGACAGGCAGGCCGACUCGGACUCUGGGCCUUGCAAACCCCCGCGGCAAUUCACAGUGGAACCAGACAUUGUAGCCAGCACCAAGAAGCCUCCUCCUUCCCGCCCACCCCCUCCAAGCGGAGGUCCUCCUCCACGACCGCCUCCACCAUCUUGGCAGAGUUUACCUUCCAGGAAGUCACAGGACUGUCUGAGGCCAAGUGGACUGGAAGUGUCUGCCAUGUGUUCAGUCAGCGGUGAAGCUCUGGAGCCCUCCGGCCUGGUGUCGCCCAGCAGCACAGUGAGGAGUCUAACCAAAGAGCUGCAGCAUUCCUUGGAUCUAGCCAGUGCCACCAGCGGGGACAAGGUGGUGACAGCACAGGAAAACGAGGAUGAACAGGCUUCAUCUCAAAGUGGUGAACAAACACCGGGCCCUCAGCGGCCGCGCUCUAACUCUGGUCGAGAACUGACAGAUGAAGAAAUCCUGGCCAGUGUGAUGAUCAAGAAUCUGGACACUGGGGAAGAGAUCCCUCUAAUCCAGGCAGAAGAGAAACUUCCUGCUGGGAUCAAUCCGCUCACUCUGCACAUCAUGAGGAGGACAAAGGAGUACAUCACGAAUGAUGCUGCACAGUCAGAUGAUGAUGAUAAAUCUCAGGCUCCACUGGCCGACACAGACGGAGGGAAACUGAAACAGAAAACGACCCAGUUCAAAAAAUUCCUGGGAAAGUCUGUGAAGAAGGCGAAGCAUCUGGCAGAGGAAUACGGAGAGAAGGCCGUCAACAAGGUGAAAAGUGUACGAGACGAAGUUUUCCACACAGAUCAGGAUGAUCCGUCCUCGAGUGACGAUGAGGGCAUGCCUUACACCCGCCCCGCCAAGUUUAAGGCAGCACACAGCUUCAAAGGUCCCUUUGACUUUGAUCAGAUAAAGGUUGUGCAGGACCUGAGUGGAGAGCACAUGGGUGCUGUUUGGACCAUGAAGUUCUCCCACUGUGGGAGGCUGCUAGCGACCGCAGGACAAGAUAACGUAGUCCGCAUCUGGGUCCUGAAGACUGCCUUUGACUACUUCAAUAACAUGAGAAUAAAGUACAAUACUGAAGGUCGAGUUUCACCUUCUCCGUCUCAGGAAAGUUUAUGCUCGUCUAAAUCUGACAACGAUCCCGGGGCGAGUUGUGUUCCAGAAGACCCUGAGACAGAAGACAGGAACGCACCUUUCCGUCAGGUUCCCUUCUGCAAGUAUAAAGGUCAUACAGCAGAUCUGCUCGACUUGUCCUGGUCAAAGAACUUCUUCCUGCUCUCCUCGUCCAUGGAUAAAACAGUCAGACUGUGGCACAUAUCCAGGAGAGAGUGUCUGUGUUGCUUUCAGCACAUCGAUUUUGUCACAGCCAUUGCCUUCCAUCCCAGAGAUGACAGAUACUUUUUAAGCGGCUCUCUGGAUGGAAAGCUUCGGCUCUGGAACAUUCCUGACAAGAAAGUGGCGCUAUGGAACGAGGUGGACGGCCAGACUCGUCUCAUUACUGCAGCUAACUUCUGUCAAAAUGGGAAGUAUGCAGUCAUUGGAACCUAUGAUGGUCGCUGCAUCUUCUAUGACACAGAGCGUCUGAAAUACCACACUCAAAUCCAUGUGAGGUCCACCAGAGGCCGGAACAAAGUUGGUCGCAAAAUCACAGGCAUUGAGCCCCUUCCUGGAGAGAAUAAGAUUUUGGUGACAUCAAACGACUCCCGCAUUCGCCUUUAUGACCUGAGGGACUUGUCAUUAUCCAUGAAAUAUAAAGGUUACGUCAACAGCAGCAGCCAGAUCAAAGCAAGCUUCAGUCAUGACUAUUCCUUCAUAGUCAGUGGUUCAGAGGAUAAAUAUGUCUACAUCUGGAGCACUUACCACGACCUGAGCAAAUUCACAUCUGUACGACGGGACCGUAAUGACUUCUGGGAAGGGAUUAAAGCACACAAUGCAGUGGUCACCUCAGCAGUAUUUGCACCCCACCCGGGCCUUAUCGUUCCACAAGAAACUGGAGCAGAGAAACCAGAAGCUGAGUGCAAGAGCCUAGACUCCAAUGACUCAGAAACAAUACCCUCAGGAGCCCUGAAGACGGAUCACACAGAGGUUCUACUGUCGGCGGACUUCACUGGAGCCAUCAAGGUUUUUAUCAAUGUGAAAAAGUACUGAGCACCUGAGAGGUCGUCAGCUCCUCACUUUGAGGCCUGUCCGCUGGAAGUCAGUCAUCAAGAUUGAGAGGCCAUCAGAUAUCUCCCCACUACCUAACGGUUUUAGCUCUGACACAAAAAGCUGCCUGUAACUUUUUCUCGAGGACAGGGAGUCUAAAGAGGCAAGAAGAAAGACUGUUAAAAAACAGAAGGUUUGAUCCCUGUAACAUUUCUAUUUUUUUAUGUUAAUACCAAGCAACUGUGAAAAGUUUGUCAUCAAAUAAGAGCGAGUGAUUUGAGCAGGAACUGAAACUGUCCUGGUAUGUGUGAAUUCUAACUUGUAAUUUCAAGACUGAGUGAUUUGUAACAGAACAGGCACCUUACUGGUUUCUUUUUCUCCCACAUUUCAAACAGAUGGACUUUUAAAUGUGCAAAAGCACUGUCCUAAUGUUAAUCACAAACUGCAUCUUGUAUAAAAGAGAUGAAACAAUUUGCCUCAAAGCAGUGUGGUAGAAAAUGUCAUUCGUGAUUAAUUUGUGCCUACAAAAUUUAGAUUGCUUUCUCAAUUUUCCUCAAAAUCUAUCCAACUUCUUGGUGGAGGCAACAAAUCAACGGUACAGGAAAUCUGGCUAUGGUUACUGCUGAUUAGGGCUGGGUAUCUAACUUUUCCUCAACAUACUGGCGCUUUAAUA
This is a messenger RNA of Cheilinus undulatus (humphead wrasse), 3888 nucleotides long. It is a transcript of the gene wdr44, whose product is annotated as WD repeat domain 44. Lineage: Eukaryota; Metazoa; Chordata; Actinopteri; Labriformes; Labridae. Gene Ontology annotation, molecular function: protein binding. The record is from RefSeq and is a predicted model, not a curated record. The transcript has 20 exons. Bases 468 to 3218 code for a protein of 916 amino acids.